AUGACAACGGCAGAGCCAUCUAGCGGCGUGUGGCAGCGAAACGUAAAGUCCCAUCAGUCAGAGAAGAAGAUCUCCAGUCACGUUGGAGACCAUAAUAAUGUACAACAGGAACAUCUGAGACAGUGGCAGAAAGAUGCUCAGAAGAUGAAGGUGAAGGUCCUGGAGCAGGUCCAGGAUCAGCUCAGUGAUUUACUUGACAAAGCUCUGAAUGAGUCGGUCCAGUCUUUUACUCAAAUACAGCCAGCAGUUAAUGGAAAGACGACGAACAACAGAUCUCAGAGAAUGGACGACGGCAAAGUGUUUAUGGACAGGCCGUCACUGUUGGAUGAACUGUUUGAGAUCAACCACAUCAGGACCAUCUACCACAUGUUCAUCGCCGUGCUCCUCAUCUUCUGUCUGAGCACGCUGGCUGUCGACUACAUCGACCAGGGCAGGUUUGUGUUGGAGUUCGACCUGCUGUUCUUCGCCUUUGGACAGCUGGGCACGGUCACCUGGGCCUGGGGCGUGAUGUUUGUCUACACCCUGUUCGUCCCCUACCUCACCCUGGUGUUUUGGGGAUCUUUGUACCACAGCAGCCGCUCUAAGUUGUGGCUGUCUCUCGGCACGGGCCUGGUCCUGUCCGCAGUGCAGACCUACGUACUGGGACUGUUCCCCAUCCACGUGGUUGUACACUACCAGCUGCCACCAGCCUCGCGGUUCAUUGUGAUACUUGAGCAGAUUCGAUUCCUGAUGAAGAGCUACUCAUUCAUGAGAGAAACUGCUCCUGUUAUCAUGAAGACUACACCAAAGGAAGGAGAAAGUCCCAGAAUCCCAUCAUUGUCCAGCUAUCUGUACUUCCUCUUCUGUCCAACACUCAUCUACAGGGAAUCGUAUCCUCGGAAUACGCACAUAAGAUGGACGUAUGUCGGCGUCACCCUUGGUAUGAUCUUAGGAUGCUUGUUCUACGGCUACUUCGUCCUCGUCCGCCUUUGUGUCCCUUUAUUCCAAACUGAGACCGACCAGCCUUUCAGUAAACGGACAAUGGUUCUGGCUGUGUUCAACUCAAUAUUACCAGGUAUAAUGCUCCUCCUCUUGUGUUUCUUUGCCUUCCUUCACUGCUGGCUCAACCUCUUUGGGGAGCUGCUGUGUUUUGCAGACAGAAUGUUUUACAAGGACUGGUGGAACUCGACGUCUUUCACCAACUAUUACCGCACCUGGAACAUAGUGGUUCAUGACUGGCUCUACUACUACGGAUACAGAGAUUUCCUCUGGCUGUCGAAAAGGAAAUUCCGAACAGCUGCCAUGCUCUCCGUGUUCAUCGUCUCUGCUGUCGCCCAUGAGUACGCCUUGACCAUGGGCUUCGGCUUCUUCUAUCCCGUCAUGUUCUGCCUCUUUGCCAUCUUUGGAGUGGUGUUCAACUUUACCAUGAACGACAAGCGACAGAGCCCCGUGUUCAACGUCAUCAUGUGGGCGUGUCUCUUCCUCGGCCAGGGUGUCCAGGUGUGUCUGUACUGCCAGGAGUGGUACGCUCAGAUACACUGCCCUCGGACAGGGAAUAGCUUCUGGGAGCUGGUGACGCCUCGAUCGUGGUCCUGCAGCUACCAGAGAUGA
Cottoperca gobio is the source of this 1590-nucleotide messenger RNA. RefSeq names its product sterol O-acyltransferase 2 (gene soat2). The transcript has 15 exons. Gene Ontology annotation, molecular function: fatty-acyl-CoA binding; cholesterol O-acyltransferase activity; cholesterol binding. The coding region runs from base 1 to 1590 and encodes 529 amino acids. Lineage: Eukaryota; Metazoa; Chordata; Actinopteri; Perciformes; Bovichtidae. Gene Ontology annotation, cellular component: endoplasmic reticulum membrane. Gene Ontology annotation, biological process: cholesterol metabolic process; cholesterol efflux. The record is from RefSeq and is a predicted model, not a curated record.